Molecule: messenger RNA, 976 nt
Organism: Malurus melanocephalus (red-backed fairy wren)
Lineage: Eukaryota; Metazoa; Chordata; Aves; Passeriformes; Maluridae
Product: mas-related G-protein coupled receptor member H-like
Exons: 1
Coding region: 1-924 (307 amino acids)
Biological process (GO): G protein-coupled receptor signaling pathway
Cellular component (GO): membrane
Molecular function (GO): G protein-coupled receptor activity
Source: RefSeq, a predicted model, not a curated record
AUGGAGCUGAAGCAGAUGUCCCCACCUCCCUCAUCUCCCAUGAUGGACACUGAAGGAGACGAUCCCUGUGGGAUCAACGCCAUAGAUGUGGCCAUAGACGGUGUCACGCUGCUCGUCUGCCUCUGUGGGCUGGUUGGGAAUGUGGCUGUCCUCUGGCUCCUGGGAUUCCGCAUCCGCAGGAACCCCAUCACCGUCUACAUCCUCAACCUGGCUGUGGCUGACUUCACCCUCCUCCUCUUCAUGGUGCCCACCUCUGUGCUCUACCUGCUGGAUAAUGUGUCCUGCUCCCCUGCUGUGCCCCUGCACUACCUGAGGCCCCUUUUCUUGCUGUUGCUGUUCUCCUACGACAUGGGGCUGUACCUGCUGGCGGCCAUCAGCAUCGAGAGGUGUGCCUCGGUUCUCUUCCCCCUCUGGUACCGCUGCCACCGCCCCCAGCACCAGUCGUGGGUGGUAUGUGCCCUGCUCUGGGUCCUCUCCAUCACUGUCAUGGCCACGGUGACUUCCCUGUGCCUGUCACCCAAGCACAAGCACRAGCACUGCCAGGUGGCUCUCAUCUMCAUGUACGCCCUCAMCUUSKUCAUCUUUGCYYYACCCAUGGUCAUCUCCAAUGUAAUCCUCUUCAUCAAGGUCCAGUGUGGCUCCAAGAGACAKCAGCCCAAGAGGCUCUACAUCGUUAUCUUCCUCACUGUGCUCUUCUUCCUCACCUUUGGAGUGCCCCUCAGCYUCUGCWAUUUCCKGCAGCAGCUCACUGGCACCCCURUGUCCUCCSAGGUKGUUUUCCUGCUCGCCUGCAUCAACAGCAGCAUCAACCCCUUCAUCUACUUCUUGGUGGGGAGCUGCAGGAGGCACUGCUCCGUGGUGUCCUUCCAGAUCGCCUUGCAGAGGGUCUUUGAGGAGACAGGGAUCACCACAUCCUCCAGCUGAGAGGCUCCUGUAGUCCCACCKGCUGUGCUGCCCACGUCAGCUUCAUGCUCAG